UCGAGAAAAAAAAAAAACGCGAACAAACGGUGACCUCCCUUCUUUAAAGAAGGAAGAUGCUCGUACGGUCUUGCUCCUCUUCUUCGUGGCCGGCGGCCGGAGCAACCGUAGCCGCGCGCGCCUCCGCUAACCCUCCUCCUCUUCGCUCCUCCUCCCCUCCGCCCAGGCCCGGCCGCAAGGCCAUGGACUCCGCCGCUGGCGCUGGCGCCGGCGCCGCCCGGCGCCGCGUCCGCAUCGCAGUCGUCGGCGACGUGCAUAAUGAUUGGGCCCUUGAGGAAGAUUCAAAGGCUCUCCAAUUUCUUCAGCCGGACUUGGUACUUUUUACAGGUGACUAUGGUAAUGAGAAUGUUCAACUUGUCAAAAGCAUUUCAGACCUUCAUUUUCCAAAGGCAGCAAUUCUCGGCAACCAUGAUUGCUGGCACACACAUCAAUUCUCAGAUAAGAAGGCAGAUUGUGUUCGGCUUCAGCUUGAAAGCCUUGGUGAGCAGCAUGUUGGGUACAAAUGUUUGGAUUUUCCAACAAUAAAGCUGAGUGUUGUUGGUGGACGACCAUUUUCUUGCGGGGGUGAUAGGCUAUUUAGACCACAGCUUCUGUCAAAAUGGUAUGGUGUCAAUGAUAUGGCCGGAAGUGCAAAGAAGAUAUAUGAUGCUGCUGCAGGUGCACCAGAGAGGCAUUCUGUCGUAUUGCUUGCACAUAACGGGCCAACAGGUCUAGGUUCAAGAAUGGACGAUAUCUGUGGGAAGGAUUGGGUACCCGGUGCUGGUGACCACGGUGAUCCAGAUCUCGAACAGGCCAUUUCAGAUCUCCAGAGGGAAACCGGAGUUUCCAUCCCUUUGGUUGUGUUUGGUCACAUGCACAAGAGCCUAGCGUACGGGAGAGGCCUGAGGAAGAUGAUCGUAGUUGGAGCUAACCACACCAUAUAUCUGAACGGAGCAGUCGUGCCUAGAGUGAAAUACGCGCAAGCGCAACUGAGCAGCCCUACAAUUCCCAGCUACGAGCAAAACCAGCUUGAAGGAUCUAGGUUCACAGCUCCAACGCUGCUUGCAUUCACCAUUGCCGAUCUCUUUGAAGGGCGUGUCGAGAAGAUCUCCGAGGUCUGGGUGCUGGUGAGUGGUGCCAGGACCGAGCUUGAGGAGGAAAUCGUCUUGUAUAAGCAUCCACGAGAGCAUAUGUGACAUGCAACCAGUAUCGAAGUGUUUGUACGUGAAUGUAAAUGUGCUAUGGCGAUGCUGAAGUUGUUAGAUGACCAGUAUAAAGCGACCUUCUUUUUUUUUUUGGAGCCCAGUAUAAAGCGCCUUGUACCAACGGAAAGCAGCACUUACUGAGCCUGUAACGUGCUCGUGUUCGUUCUCGAUGUUUGUAAUCAGCAAACUUUUCGGAAGAGUUUCUUCUGAAGAGCUGAAGAAAAACAUGUCUCGCCAUUCAAAGAA
Molecule: messenger RNA, 1430 nt
Organism: Phragmites australis (common reed)
Lineage: Eukaryota; Viridiplantae; Streptophyta; Magnoliopsida; Poales; Poaceae
Exons: 9
Coding region: 57-1175 (372 amino acids)
Molecular function (GO): hydrolase activity
Source: RefSeq, a predicted model, not a curated record